This is a messenger RNA of Hydractinia symbiolongicarpus, 1839 nucleotides long. RefSeq names its product adenosine receptor A2b-like. The transcript has a single exon. Gene Ontology annotation, molecular function: G protein-coupled receptor activity. Gene Ontology annotation, biological process: G protein-coupled receptor signaling pathway. Gene Ontology annotation, cellular component: membrane. NCBI's taxonomy places the organism in Eukaryota, Metazoa, Cnidaria, Hydrozoa, Anthoathecata, Hydractiniidae. Bases 195 to 1373 code for a protein of 392 amino acids. The record is from RefSeq and is a predicted model, not a curated record.
GACUAAAUAAAUUUUUCGUAAUUCUUUUACGUAAAGCACUAAUUACGUUUAAGAAAGAUAUUUACGGAGAACGGAAUAAUUGAAAGGAACAAACUUUGACACGAUUUGACCGAAGCUAAGAAUACAAGAAAAAAAAUUUCAAAUCUUUAUGGACAGGACAUACACAUUAUACGUAUGUUUUAUGAAAUAAAAAAAUGGUUUUGUUUAAUACAUCUCAAAAUGAGACAAAUGCGAGUACAUUUCGUAUGUUUUACGCAACGUUGCAUCCAGCUCAUCCGUAUCGAGAUUUAUCGACAUCUUACGAGCACGCAUUCAUAUCGCUAUGUGUACUUAUUGCAGUUAUCGCUUUGAUUGGUAACAGUACAUUGUUUUACGUGAUAGUCAGCAAGAAGAAUUUACGGACACCGACGAAUUUAUUUUUAUUAAGUUUAGUUGUGGCUGAUACACUUACGGCAGUCUUGUUAAUACCCAUUUAUGUCGAGCGUUUUAUGAACCAUGGGUUGACGCAAAGCAAUCAGACAGUUUGUUUACUUCGAAAGUAUUUGUUUAUUUUGACUUCAUCGGCUUCGUUAAUAAGUUUGGCUGCCGUAAGUCUUGACCGUAUGUUUGCUAUAUCGUACCCAUUUUCGUAUGCACGUAAAGUUAACUGCAAAAAUACGUCAGUCGUUAUACUUGUUAUGUGGAUUUGGGUAAUAUCCUUUAAUUCAGUAACGUUUCACAAUUUUGACGAUUGGGAUAAUUUUCUCAUAACAUGCUCUUCUGGAAUGCCAAGAACUUUAUAUACCUUAGUAACGCCAAUAAACUUUUAUUUGCCUGGAGUUAUCAUUAUUGUUGCUUACAUAAAAAUAUUUCAUGUCGCACAUGCGCACAAUGUUCGCAUUAACACGCAGACACGACCAAGGUCGGACACUUCACAGACCAUCUCUACAGCUAGUCCUGCAAUAAUUCACCGAACGAGAACCAUAUCAGAAUUGACCACUGAAUCUUGCACGACUGCGUACACUCCUACUUCAUCACCUUACACUUCUAGAUCCAGAUCGACUACGAUUUUAAGUAAUAAAAUCCAUGAAGGUAGAGAAAAAUUAAGAAAAGUUACUCAAACAUUAUCACGUGAUAUAAAAACAGUGAAAACAGUGGGCAUUCUGAUUGGUUUAUUUCUAUUCUGUUGGUUACCAAUCGCGUGCUACUAUAUGUAUGUGAACAUAACUGGUAAAGAAUUGGAAACAACGCCACGGUACGGCUACAUGUAUGACAUCUUCACAUUGUUAAGUUUUCUUAAUUCGGCGAUCAAUCCGUAUUUGUACACGUUCAGAAACAAAGAGCUUAAACGACAAAUAUAUGCACUGAUAAAGAAAUUCUUUACCAUCAGCUAGUACUAACUUUUAGCUUUCAAAUCUCGUAAUUAAUCCUAUAUAUGAACUAAAGAUAGAAAGGACAUUCGUCAUCUGCUAUGAGAUUAUGGGUUUAAAUGACAUUAUUCGUGCGUAGAAAAUUCUAUAGGAUCAAAGGUACAUUUAAAAUGAUAGAUGACUCUCCUCUUCUUCUUUUACACCGUUCCGUCAUCAAAAGGGAAAAAGAAGGUCUGGGAAUAACAGAAAAAAGCACUGGGAAUGACAUAAAAAAGCCCUGAGAAAGAGGUUGGUUAAGGACCUUAUUUUUUCGCAAGCAUAACGGUCAACCACCAAGAUGACGUUCAGAGAAUAAUUUCAGUUUUGUUAAAACAAGAAAACGCUUAUAUUUAUCAAUAUAUUUAUUUAUAUGUAUAUCCUUUUGCAUGUAAAACUUAUUUUUAAAUUCUUUAACAGUUGAAAACAAAUAUACUUUAUUUUUACUUUGCUA